Molecule: messenger RNA, 2148 nt
Organism: Ruditapes philippinarum (Manila clam)
Lineage: Eukaryota; Metazoa; Mollusca; Bivalvia; Venerida; Veneridae
Exons: 8
Source: RefSeq, a predicted model, not a curated record
CAAACAUGUUGAAAGCAGGUAUUCAUACGAGGUUUCCGCUGAAAUUAAAACCAAUAAAUCAAACAUAAAAUCUUCUUGUAAAGGGAAACUAACUUUUGUUGAGGAAAGAUGGCGCUUUUCCCGUCGGUUGUUGCUAUAGCAUUAUGCAUAAUCGCAAACUGUGUCAUGGUAACAGACUGCAGUUCAUACCACGUGGCAUUUCUUGGUCGAACAACCAUCAAUUCAAACAGCAUAGGGUCAUUACUUUAUCCGACAAUGAACCCAAACCCUAUUAUCUCUUCUGCUGUGGAAAACUGUACAUCAAGCAUUACACCUACAAGUAUUGCGGCAACAUCGUUCACAGAGGUAUCGUUAAACGCUCCAUCUUGUGAACAACUUAUUCCAGCCGGAAACGAGAUACAGGCCACUGGUAUUAAGGUGGAAUCUACGGCAGACUUCAUUCUACAUGUGUAUCAAACAGGAAGCGCAAACAUGAUGACGAAAGAAGGCUACCUUGCGAUUCCGGAUGAACAUUUAGGGAAUGAGUAUUACGUCGUCACUUACUGUACUCUUGGUGGCUUCUGUCAGUUUGCUGUGGUCGGCAUCGCUAGUGAAACACAAGUCAAUAUUAUAUUUCCAGACAAUGUUACUUCAUCUAUGGUUUGCGUUAAUGACGUUCAGGUACCGACAGAUGCACCGCCUGGUUUUCCAGUUACCUUCAUAAUAAAAGAAAACGAAGUUAUUCAUUUUGAGAGUGAACAUGACUUAACUGGCACGUACAUUUUUGCAGACAACAACGUGGGUGUGGUUUCAGGGGCACGGGAUGUUCCAACUUCACAAUCUGGAAAUACUUUAUCUAACCUGAUAGAGCAACUACCACCAGUGAUGAAAUGGGGUUAUUCAUUUGUAGCUGCUCCAAAUUAUUUAAACGAUGCGGGAGACAUUGUUAAAAUUGUAACUAGCUCGACAGACACUAUUGUUGGUAUAUCGGGCGUUUCGCCAUUUAAAUUACCAAAUAAAGGUGAAUUUAUUGAAUUUCGAAUCGACUGGCAAAUGCACAGCCAUAUAGAAUCUUCUAAACCAAUACUGAUCCUGCAAAUAAUGUCCGUUGACUUAUACAAUGAAUCCAGCGAUGUAACAGGAGUGCCAUCUAUGGUACUUGUGCCACAUGUUCACCAAUGGACAACCGCUGACAAUCCAUUUUACUGCUUGUCGUCGACUAUCAAUCAAACUUUGAUAGCUGUUGUCACAGAUACGGACUCUAGCUAUUCUAUUCCAGUAAUACCAACUCCGGAUGUGUUCUUCUCGAGUUGGUCGGUCAUUGAAGGGACUGACUUUAGUGUUCAAAUUUUUGAACCAAUUACUGCAAGCACCACAGUUUAUGGACCAACUCGAUCAAGCUAUGGCUAUUGCGAUGGGAGCUCGUCUCUAUUAUUGAAUGCUGACUGGAGCUGGAGUAACCAGGCAUGCGUAUCAUCUGUUGUGUCACCUGGAGAUAACGUGGAUAAUGAUUGUGACGGUGAUAUUGAUGAAGAUAAUUGUAUAGCUGAAGAUCUUGUGACUGUUUUUACGUCGACACAGGAUGAAGAAAGCGGUAACGUAACAUACAAGACCAUGACAUUAAACGGAACAAAUUAUGUUAAAAUUAAUAUCAUUUCUUGUGAUGUUGCAAGGAUAAGACUUGAAAUAGAUAAAGAACUUCCCCAAACAAUGAAUAUAGAGAUAUCAAUAUCUGCUAUCGUUGUACAAUUGUGUGGAGAUUUUUGUUUAGAGGCGAUAGUACAAGCACAAAGUGUGUCAAAUUGCUCUGCACCGCAGUCUUACAUGUUGCAAUGGAACAACUAUUUAACUUUGCAUACGACCACCUCAACGUAUACUUUCUAUGACAAUAUUCCACUGGCAAACGACUAUGACAAACUAAUGUUGUCAGCACUCGGAAAAUCAGCCACUUUUGAAAUAUGUGCUCCGGACACGCAAGGUUCAAACUUCAUUCUCCCUGUUCAUAACACUGACACUGGGUUCAUUGCAAUGCUGUCAACGAGUGGAGAUGUAAUUGGUACAGUCAAGAUCCAACUAGACGUUUCUAGUUCUCUUACUCCAAUAGAAAUGCUGGCAAAUGAAACGAAGCAAAUAUAUAACACAGAUAUUACAGAAGCUACCUAUAGCAAA